CGCCGGCGGCGGCGCCCGGCCUGCUUCCGCUUCCCGCCGCGGCGCGCGCCGAGCUCCCCGUCGAGUCGGUGAUCAUGGCAGCCACGGCCACGAUGGCGACCUCGGGGUCGGCGCGGAAGCGGCUGCUCAAGGAGGAGGACAUGACCAAGGUGGAGUUCGAGACGAGCGAGGAGGUGGACGUGACGCCCACCUUCGACACCAUGGGCCUGCGGGAGGACCUGCUGCGCGGCAUCUACGCCUACGGUUUUGAAAAACCCUCAGCAAUCCAGCAGCGAGCUAUCAAGCAGAUAAUUAAAGGGAGAGAUGUCAUUGCACAGUCUCAGUCUGGCACAGGCAAGACGGCCACCUUCAGCAUCUCUGUCCUCCAGUGCUUGGACAUUCAGGUUCGAGAAACCCAAGCUUUGAUCUUGGCCCCAACAAGAGAGCUGGCUGUGCAGAUUCAGAAGGGCCUGCUUGCUCUUGGGGACUACAUGAACGUGCAGUGCCACGCCUGCAUCGGGGGCACCAACGUUGGCGAGGACAUCCGGAAGCUGGACUACGGGCAGCACGUGGUCGCGGGCACGCCGGGCCGAGUCUUUGACAUGAUUCGUCGCAGAAGUUUAAGGACCCGAGCUAUCAAGAUGUUGGUGUUGGAUGAGGCUGACGAGAUGCUGAAUAAAGGAUUCAAAGAGCAGAUUUAUGACGUGUAUAGGUACCUGCCUCCCGCCACGCAGGUGGUUCUCAUCAGUGCCACCCUGCCCCAUGAGAUCCUGGAGAUGACCAACAAGUUCAUGACAGACCCCAUCCGCAUCCUGGUGAAACGUGAUGAGUUGACCCUGGAAGGCAUCAAGCAGUUUUUUGUGGCCGUGGAAAGAGAGGAGUGGAAGUUCGACACCCUGUGUGACCUCUACGACACGCUGACCAUCACCCAGGCCGUCAUCUUCUGCAACACCAAGCGGAAGGUUGACUGGCUGACGGAGAAGAUGCGAGAAGCCAACUUCACGGUGUCUUCCAUGCAUGGGGACAUGCCCCAGAAGGAGCGGGAGUCCAUCAUGAAGGAGUUCCGGUCCGGGGCCAGCCGAGUGCUCAUUUCCACAGACGUCUGGGCCCGGGGCCUGGAUGUCCCUCAGGUGUCGCUCAUCAUUAACUACGACCUGCCCAACAACAGAGAGCUGUACAUACACAGAAUCGGGCGCUCUGGGCGGUACGGCCGGAAGGGUGUGGCCAUCAACUUCGUGAAGAACGAUGACAUCCGCAUCCUGCGGGACAUCGAGCAGUACUACUCCACACAGAUCGACGAGAUGCCCAUGAACGUUGCUGACCUGAUCUGAGCUGAGGACCGCCCGCGCCGCUCUCCGGCUUCCUGUGUGGAUUGUCAGGGCAGUGUCUGUGAGAGGUUGUGCAAGCUCUCAGCCCCCAAAGACAGCCUUGGGGAUUCACUGUCCUUUCUUAACGUGUAAAUAGUGCAUUGCUCCGUUUUUUCAUUAAACAUUGAAUUUUUUUUCCC
Molecule: messenger RNA, 1486 nt
Organism: Dipodomys ordii (Ord's kangaroo rat)
Lineage: Eukaryota; Metazoa; Chordata; Mammalia; Rodentia; Heteromyidae
Gene: Eif4a3
Product: eukaryotic translation initiation factor 4A3
Exons: 12
Coding region: 75-1310 (411 amino acids)
Cellular component (GO): nucleolus; catalytic step 2 spliceosome
Molecular function (GO): mRNA binding; RNA helicase activity; ATP binding
Source: RefSeq, a predicted model, not a curated record